Molecule: messenger RNA, 1593 nt
Organism: Medicago truncatula (barrel medic)
Lineage: Eukaryota; Viridiplantae; Streptophyta; Magnoliopsida; Fabales; Fabaceae
Product: delta(8)-fatty-acid desaturase 1
Exons: 1
Coding region: 54-1415 (453 amino acids)
Biological process (GO): lipid metabolic process
Cellular component (GO): membrane
Molecular function (GO): oxidoreductase activity, acting on paired donors, with oxidation of a pair of donors resulting in the reduction of molecular oxygen to two molecules of water
Source: RefSeq, a predicted model, not a curated record
CAACUCAAAGCAUCACACACAUUCUCACACUCUAAACCUCUAUACCUUACACAAUGGUAACACAAACUGAACCGUUGCUAAAACCAACCUACAUUUCAUUGCAAGAACUUCAAAAACACAACACUCGCGGCGAUGCAUGGAUCUCCAUUGACGGCAAGAUCUACGACGUUUCAAAAUGGGCCAACCACCAUCCCGGCGGCGAGCUUCCUCUCCUCAACCUCGCCGGCCAAGAUGUCACCGAUGCAUUCCUCGCUUUCCACCCUCCAUCCGCUUACAAACACCUCCAAAACUUUGCCACUGGCAGUUACCUACGUGACUACGUCGUCUCUGACGUCUCACGUGACUAUCGUGCCCUUUUCUCCGAACUAACCAAACUGGGUUUGUUCGAAGAGAAAGGACACGGUGUUUUACUUUUACUGUCCAUUAUUUCUGUUAUGUUCUUUGUCAGUGUUUAUGGUGUUUUGUUUUGUGAUAGCGCGGUUGUGCACGUGCUUUCUGGAGGAUUAAUGGGUCUUCUUUGGAUUCAAAGUGGUUGGAUUGGUCAUGAUUCUGGUCAUUAUCAGGUUAUGGUUAACCGGAAAUGGAAUCAGUUUAUGCAGAUUCUUUCUGGUAAUGUUCUUGCUGGUAUAAGCAUUGAAUGGUGGAAAUGGAAUCAUAAUGCACACCAUCUUGCUUGUAAUAGUCUUGAUUUUGAUCCUGAUCUUCAACAUUUACCUUUUUUUGUUGUUUCCUCCAAGUUCUUCACUUCACUAACUUCUUGUUUUUAUGGAAGAAAGAUGAAUUUUGAUUCUUUUGCUAGGUUCUUGGUUAGUUACCAGCAUUGGAGUUAUUAUCCUGUUAUGUGUUUUGCUAGGCUUAAUUUGUUUGCUCAAUCUUUCUUUUUGUUGUUUUCUAAUAGAAAAGUGCCUAAUAGAAAGAUGGAACUUUUAGGGUUGGCUCUGUUUUGGAUUUGGUACCCUUUGUUGGUUUCUUGUUUACCUAAUUGGGGUGAGAGGGUUUUAUUUGUGCUUGCUAGUUUUUGUGUGACUGGGAUUCAACAUGUUCAGUUUACUUUGAAUCAUUUUUCGGCUAGUGUUUAUGUUGGUCCACCGACGGCUCAUGAUUGGUUUGAGAAGCAAGCUCAUGGAACUCUUGAUGUGAAGUGUUCUUCUUGGAUGGAUUGGUUUCAUGGUGGUUUGCAGUUUCAGAUUGAGCAUCAUUUGUUUCCGCGUCUUCCACGAUGUAAUUUGAGGAAGAUUUCACCUUUGGUUAAGGAUCUGUGCAAGAAACAUAAUCUUCCUUACAAUUGUGUGUCUUUCUGGAAGGCUAAUGUGCUUACUAUUCAGACUUUGAGGAAUGCGGCUUUGCAGGCGAGGGAUCUUACUAAACCAGUUCCUAGAAAUUUAGUUUGGGAAGCUGUUAAUACUCAUGGAUGAAUGUUCCAAUUGAGUGAAGCUUCGUAAGAAUAAUAACUGUUUUGCAAAUUGCUUAGAUGCUUAGAUUCGAUUGCUAAUUGUCUUAGCUGUUUGCAUGCUGUUGAUACUGAUAAGAAAAGAACUAUUGAUACUUGUUUUAUCUGAGGUUUUAUAGAUUUUGGUAUUUUGUUUUUGCUUA